Messenger RNA from Elaeis guineensis (African oil palm), 839 nucleotides. RefSeq lists its product as uncharacterized. Gene Ontology annotation, biological process: nucleoside triphosphate catabolic process. Gene Ontology annotation, molecular function: nucleoside triphosphate diphosphatase activity. The record is from RefSeq and is a predicted model, not a curated record. NCBI's taxonomy places the organism in Eukaryota, Viridiplantae, Streptophyta, Magnoliopsida, Arecales, Arecaceae.
CAGCUUUUCCCUUUUGGGAAACAGCAGCUAAAAGAGAGCCCCACGGCAGUCCAUCCUUUUGAGGUGCCUCUUGGUCCCUCUGUUCCUUCCCCCAACCCACCGUAGGACACAAAAGAAGGGCCAAAAGGAGAGAGAAACAUGAAAGAAGCGGCUUCAGAAGGCGGCAUGGAGGAAGGAGGGAGUGUCACCCUCGACGAUCUUAAGAAGAAGAUGGCCGACUUCGCUAGAGAAAGAGACUGGGAUAAGUUCCACAGCCCCCGAAACCUCCUCCUAGCUCUGGUGGGAGAGGUGGGGGAGCUGUCAGAGAUAUUUCAGUGGAGAGGGGAGGUCCCCAAGGGCCUCCCAGACUGGAAGGAGGAGGAGAAGGAGCACCUAGGGGAGGAGCUCUCUGAUGUGCUGCUUUACCUUGUGAGGCUCUCAGACAUCUGUGGGGUGGACCUGGGAAAGGCUGCCCUCAGGAAGGUGGAGCUCAAUGCUCUCAAGUACCCAGUUCACCUAUGCAAGGGCUCUUCCAAGAAGCACACCCACUACUGCAACUCCAACUCCAAUACAAAUAGCAGCAGCAAUACCUCCUCCCUUACCGAGCACUCCAGCAAUGGGUCUUCUGAGGGACUCUGAGUACCUAUGAACUCUUUCUGGAUUUGGUGUCCUUUGUGCUUAGGUUGUCGUUUUGUACAGAAUACUUUCAGGCGAGCUUUAUAGAUGAACAGUUAAAAGAAGAAGACAAGGUUAUGUUGGUUUUAGCUUUUCUGUUUUGGUUGCAUGGACACCAUCUUGCGUGGUAUGUGGAGGAUGGAAGACACUGUUGGCAAAACAUUUGAUGCAGUGCAUUUUUUUUU